Molecule: messenger RNA, 3439 nt
Organism: Bombyx mori (domestic silkworm)
Lineage: Eukaryota; Metazoa; Arthropoda; Insecta; Lepidoptera; Bombycidae
Product: scaffold attachment factor B2
Exons: 16
Coding region: 978-3194 (738 amino acids)
Biological process (GO): regulation of transcription by RNA polymerase II; regulation of mRNA processing
Cellular component (GO): nucleus
Molecular function (GO): sequence-specific DNA binding; RNA binding
Source: RefSeq, a predicted model, not a curated record
ACCGACCGUCUGUGCGUACGUUCCGUCCUGACGGUACGCAUUAACCGAUCGUCAGUUUGCUUCAUUCAGUGCUCUCCUGACCAACAAUCUGACCAGAUUGGUAUAGUCGGUACGCAAAAGGGAAGCGUUUGCAAAUAGUUUAAUUGCUGCUUAUUAUUUUCGAAAACGUUUAAGGAACGUUUUAAGUUUUUUUAAUUAUUUCAGAAUGUCUAUCAAGUUUUGAUGAAUCAGCACAUACUUCUUGCCAGGCCUUUAACUUGGCAUCGCGAUCUUUAUAUAACACGUGGCCUUUGUCCCACAGCGGUUCACGAACUUCGGUGAUUGGGCGCUCGGUGUCGAUAUAUUUGGUCACGUUUAAUAUGAAAUCGCUUUUUUUGAUGAUGAUACCCACAUCCGUACGGUCGGUCCACCGAUCGGUGCAGCACUGAACGCGUUUAUUUGUUUCCAUUGCGCGUCGGUCGACCGACGACACGCAUGCGGACGCGCUAGACCGACGGUCCUCGUACGCAGUGCAUUGCAAUAUACGCGUGCGUACGGUCAGUCCAGCACUGUAAUGAUUUAUGAAUUUUCAUAUAAACGACAAGCGCGACUGACGUACGCACAGACGGUCGGUGGAGCACUGUAACCGGCCGAAGCGUUGCUGUAGUUGGAACAUUCAACGUUGAGCAUUAUCCCGCUUAAUGCGCUCCAGUGCUGUCAUUGGAAAACAGGGAAUAUCAUUUUUCAUAAAAAUUAGAACAUAAAUUAAAAUAAGACGUGACUCAAAGGUCUAGGUUACCAGGUUAUAAAAUCCCUUAUUUUUUUUAUUAAGUGUAUAAUCAUCGCAUGGGCUAUGCGCGUGUCUUCCCAUUAAGUCGCCAUUUUGAAAUUUAAUAAGAAAUGGAAAUUUGAAAAUAUUUCAUGCUGUUUGUUAGUAGAUACCCAGUGUGAAUUUUACUGAGAUAAUAAUAGCUACGUUCCGAAAAUAACACUAGACGAUGUCGGACAAAAAGCGUUUACUGAACGAUCUUAGAGUAAUAGACUUGCGUGCCGAAUUAGAGAAACGUAACCUAGACAAGAGCGGUGUUCGUGGUGUUCUGAUACAACGCCUGUCGAAGUAUUUGGAAGAGGAGGGACAUGAUCCGACCACUUUUAAAUUUGAAUUGACGACCUCUGACGCAAAGACACCUUCAAAGCGAACAAGGCGAACGGAAAGCUCCCUAGAGCAGGAAAGCGACGAGACGCCGCUUAUGGAAGAUAUGAUCGUACAGGACGACGCUGGGGAAGAAGAAGAAAUUGAACAGAACAUUAAACAAAAAUCAAGUGACGAACCUAACAGCAAAUCCAAUAUGGAAGUUGACGAAAGUGAUAAAAAUAGUAGAAAAAGAGAAUUAAAGGAUGAUCAAGAAACCACCCCGGCUAAAAAACCCUGUAUUCAUAAAGAAAAGAAUGAUGAAGACCAUAAAGAAAACACAGAUGCAGAUGAUAGUAUCAACUUAGAUAUUGGAGAUGACGAAUUACUUAAUGAGGAGACUGACACCAACACCAAAAGUAAUAAAAAAGAUGAUGGUGAGAACGAGGACAACACGGGGACGACCAACGAGAAUACCACACAGGACACUGCUGCUGCUGGCUGCGAUUCCAUCUCAACGGAGGAUCAUCAAGUUAAUGCAGAAACUUCAGCCAUUAGCAACGAGGAUGACAAACAUGAUAAUCAACAGAAAGAUGAGAAGGAAAAAGACAAUGAAGGUGACAAAAAGGAAAAGAAAGAUGAAAGUAAAGAGAGUGGUGCUCGUAAUCUCUGGAUAAGUGGAUUAUCAGGGGACACUCGUGCCAAAGACCUGAAGCAACUCUGCAGUAAACAUGGAAAAGUAAUUGGAGCGAAAGUAGUAACAACAGCGAGAUGGCCUGGAUCACGUUGUUUUGGAUAUGUUACCGUGGCUACAGCACAAGAUGCGGAAAACUGCAUCAAAAAUUUGCACAGAACAGAGCUACAUGGUCGCAUGAUUUCUGUUGAGAAGGCUAAAUCGGAAUCUGAGUCGUCAUCCCGUAGACAACCAGUGGUGCGGCCUGAACGACGGCCAAGUAAGGACAAGAAGGAGGAAAGUAAAGAAAAUGAGGAAGUAAAAGACGAAAAUAAAGAUAUCAAAAUUAAAAAGGAAGGGGAUGUGUCUGCUUCUGAGAGCAAUCGCUCUACAUCUCGCACACGAGAAAAGUCUCAUCGCUCUGAUAGGGAAAAGCCUAAAAGGAGCACUAAAAGUAAUGAGCGAAGACGAUCCCCUAGAGAAGUGCUGUCAUUUUCAAAAAUAUGGAAAGAGCGUGACGUCGCCCGGGCCCGCGAGCGGUCCCGCGCCGCCCGCGAGGAGGAGCGCCGCCGUCGCGCCGCCGAGGAAGCCUUGCGGGAACGCGAGCGCCGACAGCGACAGGAGAAACAUCGUCUCGCGCUCGAGAGAGAGAAACUCCGUGCUGAACGUGAAAAAAUUGAACGUGAGAAAAAUGAACUGCUGAGAUUAGAGCGUGAGCGACAUAGAUUGGAACGUGAGAAACUUGAGCUUGAGAGGUUGGAACUGAAAAGAGCACAACUCAGAUUAGAGGAAGAACGUCGUAAGCGCGGGUACGAGAGUACCAGCGGCGGAGGGUCUGGAGGUGGUGGGUACCGCGGGGGUGUAGAGCCGGCCUACGAGCGCGAGCGACACAAGCGGGCCGCUCCGCCCCCGCCCCCGCCGCCCCGCGCCCACUUUGACGCACCCCCUCCACCGCGCUUCGACACCGCGCCGCGCGACCGUGACCGCGACUACAAGCGCGACUACCCGCGACACGUCUCCUCGAGUGCAAUUAAAUACUCGAGCAACGGAAGCACUAACGAUGACGCGAGGCAACCAAUACCGCCUGGAACUAGACCGAAGGAACCUGGCCGUUCGUAUGACUCCCGUGAAAGUCGUUCAUACCGCCCGUCGCCGCCAGCCAAGCCAGAGGUUCGCUGGAACACUGCGCCGCGAUAUACUGAUUCGGCACCCCCCACCAAAGGUAGUAGUGGCGGCGGUGGUGGCGGAGGCGGGGGCGGCGGCGGCGGCAGCAGCGAGGUGUGGAGCGGGGACACGCGAUACACCGGCUACGAGGCGCGCUCCUACCAGUCCUACCAGCCGCCGCCGCCGGGUGCCUCCUACCCCGACAGAUACGCACCGCCCUCUCGAGACUAUCCACGCAAAUACUAGGUCUGCAUACUACCGCUAACAUCAGUGUGAGUUUUUAACGUUCUCGAUAUCGUAAAAGUUAGCUUUUAUUUGUAUGGAAUGGGAUCGUUUGCUUACGUUUGCCGUUAGGGGCGCUGUUCCAACUGCAUACAAAAUUGGAUUAACUUUUACGCUAUCGAGAAAGUUAAAAAACUCGCACUAAGCACACAGGAGGCCUAACUUGUAAUAAUUAAAUAGAUACAUAAUUAUACUUCAAAAGCAUAAUA